Amphibalanus amphitrite is the source of this 519-nucleotide messenger RNA. RefSeq names its product octapeptide-repeat protein T2-like. Lineage: Eukaryota; Metazoa; Arthropoda; Thecostraca; Balanomorpha; Balanidae. The record is from RefSeq and is a predicted model, not a curated record. Bases 1 to 519 code for a protein of 172 amino acids. The transcript has a single exon.
AUGUCACGACGUGCGGGCCAAGCCGCCCGUGCGCGGAACACGGCUGCCCAGCGGCGGCGCCGUGAGCGUCUGCGCCAGGCCCUGCGUAAGGCCGAGGCUCUGCGCCUGGCCGGCGAGCGUCCCACCGAACGAGAGGAGCAGGCGGCCCGUACCGCCGAGGACCUAGCUAGGCGGGACCGCGAGCGGCAGCGGAAGCGACGCGCAGCAAUGACAGACGACAAACGGGAGGCAGAGCGGCAGCGGAAUCGGGACCGGCAGCAGCUGCGCCGCGUCGCGAUGGCUGAUGCGGCGCGAGCAGCGCAGCAGCAGCGCGAGAGGCAGCAACAGCGGGAGCGGGCUGACAACCUGGAAGUGGAUGAGGGGGCGGCCAAGCGUGCUGCCGCGGCGGCCGCGGCGGCGCAGCAGUGGAGGCCGGCGCGUGAACGCGGCAACCGGGCCGCCUGCGAUGCGGAGGACGUGCUGGCCGGCCGGCAGCAGGUUUUCAUUCAUCAUACCAAACCAACCAUACUGCACUUCUAA